Molecule: messenger RNA, 1491 nt
Organism: Macrosiphum euphorbiae (potato aphid)
Lineage: Eukaryota; Metazoa; Arthropoda; Insecta; Hemiptera; Aphididae
Source: the annotation of a GenBank genome assembly
AUGAUCAUGAGUAACGAAAACCAAUACCUGAGACCGGAUUAUUUAACUCCUCUACCGUCGUUGGACGCUAAAAACAGUCCGCUGGCACUGUUGGCACAGACGUGCAGUCAGAUCGGAUCUGACGCGCCGGCGCCACAGAACGGCAAGACAAACUCGGACAAGAUUGGCAACCACCAUAAGAAGACGUCGUCGUCACUCUCUUCGUCUUCGUCGACGUCUUCUGACCACGGAGGCGGUGGUGGUGGUGGCCGAGACAAACGUUCGCCAUCGUUAUCAUCGUCAUCUUCGACGUGUUCAAACAGCGGUUCACCUCCAGGCCGGACGUCGGUCGUCCACCAUCACCUGCAGCCAGCCCCGAUUACCACAGUCACCACCACGGCCCGGUCCAGUUUCAAACCAUACGAGUCGUGUGUAUUGCGACCGGCCGCUGAAGUGGCUGCGGCUGCGGCUGCAGCAGCUGCCGCCACUGCUAAUUCCACGUCAAUCAGCCUGGAUGCGACCAUAAGGAGAGCAACGCCCGCGACCACAAAUGGCGGCGGUGACCGGUGCAGCAGCAAAGAAAGCGCUUCGAGUCGCAAGUCGCCUGCGGAAGAUGCGGCCACCGCGAGCAGAAAGCAUAGUGAACAAUCGCACAACAAACUCACGUCGUCAUCAGCUUCAGUGGCCGCUCUGAUGGCAGCCGCUGGUUACCCGUCACCGCACCACCAUCCGCAGUUGUCAGCGCACCCUCAUCACCAUCACCACAUGGCGGCAUUGGGUGGAUCGCCCCUAAUGAGUCCCUAUUUCAGACCUGGAGCCGGGGCGCCACCGCUACCGUGCCGCGACCCGUAUUGCGCGGGAUGUCAGCUUGCCGCUCACUUGGCUGCCGGCAAACAACAACAGCCGGCGGCCACGUGCCCGGCCGGUUGCACGCAAUGCGACGCUAGCCCGAAGACGGUGGCAGCAGCGGCCGCCGCCGCAGCCGCCGCCCACCAUCAUCACCAGCAAUCCGCGGCGGCACACCACCAACAGCAACAACAGCACCAACAACAGCAGCACCACCAUCACCACACGAUGGCCGCGGCGUACGCACACGCCCAGCUGGCCGCACUAGCCGCGGCCGCUAGUCAACUGCCGUACGUGUGUUCAUGGAUGGGCGCUGACCUGCCGUCGUACUGCGGCAAGCGGUUCGGCACGUCUGACGAGCUGCUCCAACACCUGCGCACUCACACCUCUGACCCAGCGGCCGCUCUGCCGCUGUUGCAACGCUCGUACCCGACGCCCCCGCUCAGCCCGUCCGCCGCGGCCGCCGUUAGCCGGUAUCACCCGUACGCGUCCGGCAAACACCACUCGCCGUACGGUUUCCCGUCCGGUUACCCGUCCUCGCCACUGGCCAUGCCACCUCACCCGGGCCUGCUGCCGCCGUACUUCCCAGCGGUGGCCUACUCACCGUACGCAGCCGCCGCCGCCGCUGCUGCCGCCCCGAGACUGGGUACGUCGCCUCACACAUAA